Messenger RNA from Chrysochloris asiatica (Cape golden mole), 2847 nucleotides. RefSeq names its product glutamyl aminopeptidase (aminopeptidase A) (gene ENPEP). Bases 1 to 2847 code for a protein of 948 amino acids. The record is from RefSeq and is a predicted model, not a curated record. Gene Ontology annotation, biological process: proteolysis; peptide catabolic process. Gene Ontology annotation, molecular function: zinc ion binding; peptide binding; metalloaminopeptidase activity. Lineage: Eukaryota; Metazoa; Chordata; Mammalia; Afrosoricida; Chrysochloridae. The transcript has 20 exons. Gene Ontology annotation, cellular component: cytoplasm.
AUGAACUUUGCGGAGGGCGAAGACUCUAAAAGAUAUUGCAUUAAAACCAAACAUGUGAUUAUUAUCUGUGCCGUCGUUGUGGGAGUAGGAUUAAUAGUGGGACUUUCCGUGGGUCUGACAAGAUCGUGUGACUGCAGUGGAGAUUCCGGCCAGAGCUCGACUCCGUCUCCUUCCACUGAGACACCUCCACAGGACCAGGGAGUCUGUCCUGCCAGUGACGACGAGAGUGGACAGUGGAAAAACUUCCGAUUGCCGGACUUCAUCAACCCUGUGCACUACGAUCUGCAGGUGAAACCCCUGUUAGAGGAGGACACUUACACUGGAAGGGUGACCAUCUCCAUCAACGUGAGCGCGCCCACCCGGCAUCUAUGGCUGCACCUCCGGGAGACAAGAAUCACCCAGCUCCCAAUGCUGAAGAAGCCCAACGGGGAGCAGGUACAAGUCAGGAGGUGUUUUGAGUACAAAAAGCAGGAAUACGUAGUGGUGGAGGCAGAAGAAGAGCUUCUACCCAGCACUGGCAAUAGUACCUACCUCUUGACCCUGGAGUUCGCGGGAUGGCUGAACGGCUCCCUAGUGGGGUUUUAUAGAACAACAUACGUGGAGAAAGGAGCAAUCAAGAGCAUAGCAGCAACUGACCAUGAACCAACAGAUGCCAGGAAAUCCUUCCCUUGUUUUGACGAACCCAACAAAAAGGCGACUUACACUAUCUCUAUCAUCCACCCAAAAGAAUAUAGCGCACUUUCAAAUAUGCCAGUGCUGAAAAAAGAGUCAUUAGAUGAUAAGUGGAAUCAAACCACUUUCCAGAAGUCUGUCCCCAUGAGUACUUACCUAGUGUGCUUUGCUGUACAUCAAUUUGUGGGCAUCGAGGUAUUAUCAAACAGAAAAAUACCUCUCACAAUUUAUGUUCAGCCAGAGCAAAAGGAAACAGCUUUAUAUGCUUCAAACAUAACUAAAAGCGUGUUUGAUUAUUUUGAAGAUUACUUUGGUAUGGAGUAUGCACUUCCUAAAUUAGACAAAAUCGCUAUUCCAGAUUUUGGCACUGGUGCUAUGGAGAACUGGGGCCUCAUCACUUACAGAGAAACGAACUUGCUUUAUGACCCUAAUGAAUCAGCCUCAUCCAACAAACAGAGGGUAGCCAGUGUGGUUGCUCAUGAACUUGUACAUCAGUGGUUUGGAAAUAUUGUAACCAUGGAUUGGUGGGAAGACUUGUGGCUAAAUGAAGGAUUUGCUUCUUUCUUUGAGUUCCUGGGAGUAGACCAUGCAGAAAAAGAUUGGCAGAUGCGUGACCAGAUGUUGCUUGAUGAUGUGUUACCUGUACAAGAGGAUGAUUCUUUGAUGUCUUCACACCCAAUUGUUGUCACGGUGACAACCCCUGCUGAAAUAACAUCUGUGUUUGAUGGAAUAUCCUAUAGCAAGGGAGCUUCCAUUUUACGAAUGCUUGAAGACUGGAUAAAACCAGAGAAUUUUAAAAAAGGAUGUCAGAUUUAUUUGGCAAGAUAUAAAUUCAAGAAUGCAAAAACAUCAGAUUUUUGGGCAGCACUGGAAGAGGCGAGUAACUUACCAGUGAAGGAAGUAAUGGACACCUGGACUAGACAGAUGGGUUACCCUGUGCUUGAUGUGAGAGAUAGGAAGAACAUCAAACAGAAACGUUUUCUGUUGGACCCAAAAGCUAACGCCUCCGAGCCACAUUCAGAUCUUGGCUACACAUGGAAUAUUCCGGUUAAAUGGACUGAAGAUAUUAUGUCAACUGUUUCAUUGUACAAUAGGUCAGAACGAGAAGGAAUCACUUUGAAUGCUACUAAUCCUAGUGGAAAUGCUUUUAUCAAAAUAAACCCAGAUCAUAUUGGGUUUUAUCGUGUAAAUUAUGAAGAACUAACAUGGGAGUGGAUAGCUAGAAAUCUGUCUGAUAACCACCAGAGCUUUUCUUCUGCUGAUCGGGCAAGUCUUAUUGAUGAUGCUUUUGCCUUAGCAAGAGCUCAACUUCUUGAUUAUACAACAGCUCUGAAUUUGACCAAGUAUCUUAAAACUGAAGAGGAUUAUUUACCAUGGCAGAGAGUCAUUUCAGCUAUAACCUAUAUUAUUAACAUGUUUGAAGAUGAUAAAGAGCUAUACCCUAUGAUUGAGGAAUACUUCCAAGGUCAAGUGAAGCCCAUUGCUGAUUCUCUGGGAUGGAAUGAUACUGGAGAACACAUAACAAAGUUACUCCGUGCCUCUGUGUUAGGGCUUGCAUGCAAAAUGGGAGAUAAAGCAGCUUUGGAGGAUGCUUCCCAGUUGUUUGAAAAGUGGUUAAGUGGAAGCGUAAGUCUUCCUGUAAAUCUUAGGCUUCUGGUAUAUCGGUAUGGGAUGCAGAAUUCUGGCAAUGAGACAUCAUGGAACUACACUCUAGAGCAAUACCAGAAAACAUCGUUAGCUCAAGAAAAAGAAAAACUGCUAUAUGGAUUAGCAUCUGUGAGAAAUGUCACCCUUCUGUCAAGGUAUUUGGAUUUGCUCAAGAACACAACCCUUAUUAAAAGUCAGGAUGUGUUCACAGUCAUCCGAUAUAUCUCAUAUAACAGCUAUGGGAAGAACAUGGCCUGGAAUUGGAUAGAGCUCAACUGGGAAUAUCUUGUCAACAGAUUUACCCUCAAUGACAGAAAUCUUGGCCGGAUUGUCACAAUAGCAGAAUCUUUCAACACUGAACUACAACUCUGGCAGAUGGAGAGCUUUUUCAACAAAUAUCCAGAAGCUGGAGCAGGAGAAAAACCUAGGAAGCAAGUGCUGGAAACAGUGAAAAACAAUAUUGAGUGGCUAAAACAGAAUAGAAACACCAUUAGAGAAUGGUUUUUGGAUUUACCUAGGAAUGGUUAA